AUAUUUCUAUCUUAUCGAUUUUUGUAACAAGAGAGCAGACUCUCCCCCUAAAAUCACAACUCUAGAAAUAACAUAAAAACAAAACAAGAUCAUUUCAACAUUUUCAAUUAAAGAUAUGACAAAUGCACCAACAAUUCUUUACUUCCAACGAGUGGAACAAAUUUCUUAUUUAAAAAGUUGCACAAUAUACACUUUGCUUAUCUCUCAAGUAUAUUUGGAAUUUUUAUUCUUCUGACUCGAGCAAAAAAUUAAAAAGAGAAGUUGGAUGUAUUGACCAAUAGUUUGUCAUAAUUGUGUGCGUUCUAAUCCUCUCACCUGCUCCAUAGCUGUUAACUAUAUAAAUUGCAUGGUUUUGCGCUUGAAAACAUUUAUACCUUUAUGUUAAACCAUUAUAUAUUUCACAUGUAUUAUAUUUCAUUAAAAGAUUAUCUAAAAUAUGUGUAAUCAAAAAUAUAACAAAACUGACUCAUAUAUUAUAGGAAUAUAAAACAGUUUAACGGAACUAUUUGAUGUAGGGUUGUAUCAAUUUGCAGCGACAUUCCUUUUUUUCAAGGCUUCCUGCUACUUCAGGAGGGUAGGUUCAGUAUAGCAGGCGAGGCAACAUCACUGGAAGCAUGUCCAGAAACAGGAACGAUAAAAAACAAAAAACAAAACCCUCCUCUUUUUUUCAGCAGUAAUGUUUUCUCAUUAAAUCCGACCACUGACAGGUCUGAACGCGGUUGGGAACAAUGACAAUUUUGUGGUUAAUUUUGUCUGUCAGGUGUACUGUACUUUGGUCAUGGUUAUACAUUGUGUAUUCCAUAGCUCAAGAGACAUCAGAGGAAGUGGAACUGUUCAACUCUGUGAAACUGGACAAACUAGGAUGGAAAUCUUACCCCCCAGCUGAUUGGAGUGAGAUUCGUUAUCAGGUGGGUUCAGAGAGUGCAGCCCCUGUCUAUCAGGCCUGCACUACCACCUGGAGCAGGUCAAUACUAACCAAAUGGAUUGAUAAGAAGGAUGCCAACCGCUUGCUAUUGGACAUCACAUUUGCCCAGGAAGAGGAGCCUACCAAUCAGCCGAUUCCCCUUCAGAUCCACAUGCUUGAAACAACCCAAGCUCUGUCCGGCUUUCAAAGUGGUCAGAAUGUUUUGAGCCUUGUGACGUCGAAGGCUUUUCCCGUCACAUUUGAGCCAAAGCAGUUACCAGAGUACUUUGACCGCAGGGUUGGUUUGGACCUUGGGCAGCUCUCAGAGCGCGGCUUCCAUCUUAGGUUCUCCUUUUCAGGAAACUGUGUCUUCAUAGCUUCUGUUAGACUGUACUAUAAAAGAUGUCCAGGGUUUGUGCAUGACCUGGUCAGGUUUGAGGGGGCCUCGGCUGCUUCGGGGCCCCAGCCUGGUGUCUGUGUGGAGGGGGCUGUGAAGGAGGGCCCCUGUGAGAGGCCCUGCCAGGAGGAUGGGGUGUGGGGGCCGCUGGAAGGGGAGUGCAUCUGUCCCCCUGGUCAUCAGAGGGUGGAGGCCACCUGCCAAGCAUGUGUAGCUGGCUACCACAAGCCAACCAACGAGAGUGGAGGAUGUCGUCUAUGCCCACCCAAUAGUUCAACAACCAGGGCGGGUGCUGUGGAGUGUGUCUGUGACCGGGGCUACUUCCGGUUGCCUAGUGACCCAUACAACAUGGGAUGCACACGAAGUCCCUCCGCCCCAGUGAAUGUGACAGUUCAGCGCCUGAAAAACUCCACGCUGUCUCUGCGCUGGGGCCCUCCCCACGACACAGGAGGGAGACAGGAAAUGAAGUACGAUGUGCAUUGUCAGGAGAAGGAGGGUGACACAGUCGGUCUGUGGAAAAAAUGCGUGGAUUUAUUUCUAUCCGCCUCAACCGGAUUGACGACCACAGAAGUCAACCUCACAGGGGUGAACCCAAACUAUGACUACCAGCUGUCAGUGAGGGCAUGGAACGAAGUCUCUGUCCACCAGCCCUCGGAAGCAAAUCUUGCAAGUGUGGUCAUUCACAGAUUGAAGGUCACUGAUGACCAUCGGUCCCUUGAGCAUCAGCAGGAAGACUUUUCUACCUGGGGGAUUGUGGGCGGACUACUGGGAAGCCUUCUCCUAUUGGCCCUGGUCUUGACAGCUGUGUGUACUCGGCGCCGUAAAAACAUCCAGCUCAGGGAGGAUCCAGUCUUCCUGUCUCUUCACCCAGGUGUAACAUAUCGUCGCGAUGAGGACGUUCACCUCGACCUUCCGGAGCCCACCACCACAGCGCCUGAGGCAGUUCAGUUUCUGGAGAGUGUCAGUGACAGACUCCUGACCAGCCUGAAGGAUUCCGCAGUGCAUCGAAACAAACUGACCCUGGGCAAGGAGCUGGGGAAGGGGGAGUUUGGGACUGUCUACGAAGGCCUCUUCUCCCCAGUGGAAGGGAUCAACAUCAAAGUAGCAGUGAAGACCAUGAAAGUUGGAAUAUACAACCAAGACGAUUUGGAGGAGUUUUUGAAGGAAGCAGAAAUUAUGAAGCAUUUUGAUCAUGAAAAUGUGGUCAAACUUCUUGGGGUCACUUUGGAGCGGGAGCAGGACUCCCCUCUGCCGGUGCCUUUGGUGAUCUUGCCCUUCAUGAAGCAUGGAGACCUGCGACGUUUCCUCGUCGCUACUCGCUACGGGGACAUUCCCAUGUUCGUACCCUACCAGAGUCUCUUACGCUUCAUGAUUGACAUUGCUGCAGGGAUGGAGUAUCUCAGUUCCCAUGGCUUCCUGCACAGAGACCUGGCUGCACGCAACUGCAUGUUGGGAGACGACUUACAUGUAUGUGUGGCUGACUUCGGUCUUUCCAAGAACAUCUACAGCAACAACUACUACAGGCAGAAAGUGUCUGUCCGAAUGCCAGUCAAGUGGAUGGCCAUAGAGAGCCUGUCAGAGUCCAUUUACACCAGCAAGAGUGAUGUGUGGUCCUUUGGGGUCACCAUGUGGGAGAUUGUAUCCAGGGGAAGGACUCCAUAUCCAGGGAUCCACAACCAUGAACUCCUGGAGCAUCUGGAGGGAGAACACAGGCUCAAACAGCCAGACUGUGACGCCCAGCUAUACGAGGUGAUGCAGAGCUGUUGGCAGCGGGACGUUACACUGAGGCCUGGUUUCAGGGAGCUGGGGGAGAGGCUGAAGGUCCAUCUGUGUGCCCUGCCGGUCCUGGAGGCCUGCCAGGAAGCCCACUACAUCAACCAGGGCCUGGAGGCAGCCUGCCAAGGGGGCGCCCAGGGGGACAGCCUAGAGGGUGCUGCGAGAGGAAAUGUUUACCUGCCCACCCCUACGCCUGCCAAAGUUCUUCUCAAUGAAGAAGAGAAGAAGAAAAAUACAGAAGAAGAGGAGGAGGAUGGUUACCUGCUGCAGACUGGGCAAGCUGUCAAGAAGGGGGAAUAGGAGGCUGUACUGAUAAAAAUAUAAUUUUGUGUUGCUUUUUAAACAUGUCUGACAAUACCCCACAAAUAUGAUAGGAAAAUUGUUAAUUGUGAUUGUAAAGAUAAUGGUGUUAGGUUGCACAUUCCAAACUAAUGUUGAAUAAAUACCUAAGAUUCCACACAAAUCGUGGAUGAGGGUAUGAGUUCAGCUGUGCUUCACCUGCCUCUAGUAGAGCUUUCUGAGUAGGAUUCUAGGAAACAUUAUGAUUAAUUACAACAUGGGAAACAUGUUAUGAUGUAUUUUAAUGCCUCUACAGUUAAACACAUUUCAAAUUUGUUCUCAACUCAAUGCAGAAUAUACCCCCAUUACAGUGAAUGAUUGCACGCGCAUGUUAGUGUGCCUAUGUAUGUGGGAAUUAAUUCAAUAUUUUUUUCAAAAUUUUGUAAUUUAUGUAUUUUUACAAAUCGGUUGGCCAUUCAGAUUGACUUCAACUAAAACUCAAUAAACGUAAUCGUAAACUCAA
Messenger RNA from Hypomesus transpacificus, 3879 nucleotides. Its product is annotated as tyrosine-protein kinase receptor TYRO3. Gene Ontology annotation, biological process: cell migration; cell surface receptor protein tyrosine kinase signaling pathway; phagocytosis. Gene Ontology annotation, cellular component: signaling receptor complex; plasma membrane. The transcript has 15 exons. Bases 729 to 3377 code for a protein of 882 amino acids. NCBI's taxonomy places the organism in Eukaryota, Metazoa, Chordata, Actinopteri, Osmeriformes, Osmeridae. Gene Ontology annotation, molecular function: ephrin receptor activity; protein binding; ATP binding. The record is from RefSeq and is a predicted model, not a curated record.